CCGUUCCUAUUUCAAUCUCUCGAUUUAUACAUUUUAUUUUCUUAAUCUUCCCAUCUGAAAGUUAUCAAAGUUUCAUUUACAUAGAGAAAAGGUUGUGCUUAUCUGUAUCAAUGGAUUCAACGAAUAAUCGUGGAGACGAGACAGAGAGGCGUCAAUGUAAGCCAGUUUUUGACGAAGCUUCCAUGUCGAAAAGGCCUUUCAAGAAGAUUCGUAGCCCUGAACGAGAAACCGCUUUUCAAUUCUCAUCUUUUUUACCUCAUCCGUCUUCUUCAUCAAAUGCUCCUAUGUCAUCUUCGAGUCUGGCUUUACCCUUUCCUUUUGAUGCAUCUCAACGAUAUGGGAACAAUCCAACUCUCGUGCCGACAUUCCGCCCGUCACCUCAAAAUCCGCAACACGGUGUUGUUUAUCACCCGAUUUUCUCGGGAGAAUCGUCUCUAUCGCCUCAGCGACAGCAGCAGCAACUCGUUCAGUACUGGAGUAAUGUGUCGAAUUUGAGUCCGAGACGGAGGCUGAUGAUGAUGAGCAGAUUGGGGCAGCAAGAUAGGACUGGGAGACAGUUGUUUAGGCCUCCGGUGCAACCGAUAAGUGCUACAAAGCUUUACCGGGGAGUGAGACAGAGGCAUUGGGGUAAGUGGGUAGCCGAAAUUCGUCUUCCGAAAAACAGGACCCGUCUUUGGCUCGGCACAUUCGACACGGCCGAAGAUGCCGCCUUAGCAUACGAUCGUGAAGCAUUCAAGUUGAGAGGAGAGAAUGCAAAGCUCAAUUUCCCCGAGCUUUUCCUCAAUAAGGAUAAAGCUACGAUGACAUCCCCGAGUUCACCGAUUUCAAGCCAGGACCAGAAUCUGCAGCCUCCAGAAACGGAAACGUUAAAACCACAGGCAGCAGAGCCUGAAGAAGAAAUUGUCGACACCGAUUCGGGGAUGACGACGGAGAGUUCGGGAGCUAGGGAAUGCGUAUCGGGUUCUCAGGAAAUGGAGUGGGGAGCCAUGGCAGAGGCGUGGUUGAAUGCGAUUCCAGCAGGCUGGGGACCUGGUAGUCCAGUGUGGGAUGAUUUAGACACCACAAACAAUCUUCUUUUCCCCUCAAAUCUUCCUUUCACCGAUCAAAAUCAGCAGCAACAACACAACUCAACUCCCCCUUCUUCAGCUUCUUGUCCAAUGAAACCCUUCUUUUGGAAAGAUGAAGAUUAGGAGAUAGCUGCAGCCCCACCAUGAUUCAUAUAUUCCCAGUAACCACGUGCAAAAAGGUUGCGUAUUUUUUCUGGCCUUUUAGCAGUGACAAAACUCAUUGAAGAUUUAGGUCUUGCACGGUUGCACCAUUUUUUGUUUUAUUGUUGUCUGCUAGUAAUAUAUCAGUAGGUAGGGUCAUCUUUGAUUUCGUAAUGCUGCAGGUUUUAGUUCCAAUUUGAGUUGAGGAGACAGUUUGGUGAUCUCCUU
Hibiscus syriacus is the source of this 1436-nucleotide messenger RNA. Its product is annotated as ethylene-responsive transcription factor ERF054-like. Gene Ontology annotation, biological process: regulation of DNA-templated transcription. The record is from RefSeq and is a predicted model, not a curated record. Gene Ontology annotation, molecular function: DNA binding; DNA-binding transcription factor activity. The transcript has 3 exons. Bases 111 to 1190 code for a protein of 359 amino acids. Lineage: Eukaryota; Viridiplantae; Streptophyta; Magnoliopsida; Malvales; Malvaceae.